Messenger RNA from Hydractinia symbiolongicarpus, 674 nucleotides. RefSeq names its product NADH dehydrogenase [ubiquinone] iron-sulfur protein 4, mitochondrial-like. Gene Ontology annotation, biological process: electron transport chain. Bases 92 to 598 code for a protein of 168 amino acids. The record is from RefSeq and is a predicted model, not a curated record. The transcript is spliced from 4 exons. Lineage: Eukaryota; Metazoa; Cnidaria; Hydrozoa; Anthoathecata; Hydractiniidae.
ACUUUAUGUUGUACGACGUUUGUCGGGUCCACGUAGCCCGGUACUAAAUGGAGUCGUUGCCAAAUAUUGUCCACUGUUCUGGUUGAUAAAAAUGGCUUCGUUGUUUUGUAAACAGCCUGGCCAGGCUAUGCUGAAUGUUUCUCGUCUCCGAAGAACCAUUUGUACUGCAUUAAUACGUAAUUCCAAAAUUCAAGAUACUCAUUAUAAGGAAAAAUCUUUAGUGGACAGCGAUGUUUCUGGAAAGGGUGGUUUAAAUCUGUUAUCAGGUAUCCCACUGGAACAAUCACAAGACAGAAAAGUAACAAUAUUUCUGCCUUCCAGAAAUACCAUGCAAAGCGGUACGCACAAUAUGAGAAAAUGGACAAUAUCUUUUGACACUAAGCAACGAUGGGAAAAUCCACUGAUGGGCUGGGCAUCCACUGGUGAUCCGUUGUCGAACACUCAAGUCAAGUUUGGCUCAAGAGAAGCUGCUAUAAAUUACUGUGAAACCCACGGUUGGCAAUACGAAAUACAAGAACCUACUUUACCUACAACCCGUCCAAAAUCAUACGGAUCAAAUUUUUCUUGGAAUAAACGAACGCGCACUUCUACGAAGUAGCCAACGACUUUAUAUGGCGCUAAUUCUUGUAUAUUAUUAUUAGUAUAUAAAUAUAUUGUUUAUUUUUGCUCCUGCA